Molecule: messenger RNA, 9079 nt
Organism: Thunnus maccoyii (southern bluefin tuna)
Lineage: Eukaryota; Metazoa; Chordata; Actinopteri; Scombriformes; Scombridae
Product: sodium channel protein type 4 subunit alpha B-like
Exons: 28
Coding region: 1338-7238 (1966 amino acids)
Biological process (GO): neuronal action potential; sodium ion transmembrane transport; membrane depolarization during action potential
Cellular component (GO): plasma membrane; axon; voltage-gated sodium channel complex
Molecular function (GO): voltage-gated sodium channel activity; protein binding
Source: RefSeq, a predicted model, not a curated record
CCUGGUGGAACAAUAGGCUACUGGGUUUAUAAAAAAAAUACUAUCGACCUCAAAAAAAAAUAGCAGUUUUUUAUACUUCCCCAAAGGUUGCUAUAAAACCCUCAAAUCACCAGAAAAAAAAUGCUGGACAUGACCUCAUUGUCCUCAAUAAGGCCAUAAUUGUGACUUCAAGAUAUGUUGCAGCUGUAUCAUCACGCAGAGCUUCCCAGCUCUGAGUUUACUCACUCAGGUAAACGCUGUAAUAUUGACCACUAGAGGGCGCAAUAACACACCCCCACUGUCGGUCAUCCAAAACCAUCCAAUCCCAGCCCACUGAAAAAACAAAUCUGACAGUUUGUAUUUACCGGUGUCCUUUUAGGGUUCAUUCAAGUGCAACAGGUUUUGAAUCCAAAGUGAGUUCACUGCAGGUGAUUUGACUGAUUCCUCUAGUUGUUGACAGCAGUGGAUUCAGCUGCUGGAGGCCUUGCUGAGCACAUGUCCGCCUGUCUCUGAACUGCAUUUGUUAAAUCAAAUGUGGUGUAAAUGCAUCAUUAAAUAACCUAUUAUGUGAUCUAAACAAACCCAAAACAGAUUAAUAUAUACGGUACUUUCACAGCAUGGAUGCCCUCCACAUCCUAAAAGUCUGACAUUAUGUUUACCAAAACAUUUAGUUAUAAGGAAAGUUUAAAUGGCAUAUUUGAUGUUUGGUUAAAGUUUUCCCUUCACUGUGUCCCUUAUAGCUUACUGUAGCUUGUGCUUUUGCGAUUUGGAGAUGUGGGGUAUUUGCCAGCUCUCUAAAUAUAUUUCUCUGUUAAAUCUGAGUGUGACAUGGGGCGUCUAUAGGAGAGGUAAUCCUCUGUGGUCCAGCAGCAUCCUCCCUCCCUCUCGCUCUUGUUCAAGGGCAAAUCGAGGUGCGACUUCCCCGCUGCUGCGCAGCUGCUGAAGACAGCGCAGCAUCCUCUUGUCGGUCUGCGGGUUGGGACCUCUCUUCUGUGGGAUGACCAGGGGAAGAGCCACUCGAAUGGAAAGGAAGAGGACAACUUUAUACCUCGCACUUGUGGCAGGUUUCAAAAUGUCCAACAUACGGUGAUUAGAGCACUGGCAUUUGUCUAGAAGUCACUUUUGAGAGCUAAACUCUGGAUUCUGGUGACAACACACACUUUCUCUGUCCUGUUGAUCGGAGUUUUGGUCCACCAUGAAGCGGAAUAAGCUUUGAAAAGAAGACAUGGAUUUUGCACGGAGGGUUUGGCACUUCCUUCUUCUGAAACCUGAAGAACUUAACUCUGGAAAUUAUGCUGUAAAUCUCAGAGUUUCAUAUCUGUAAGUAAAUUCUAGUACAGGAGAAUCAGGAUGAAAAGAUGGCAGCCAUGCUGUUACCAACGGGUCCUGAUGGCUUGCGGCGGUUCACUCGCGAAUCCUUGGCUGCCCUGGAGCAGCGGAUUGCGGAGGAGCAGGCCAAGAAUGCCAAGGGUUACGAGGAGGCUCACAGGAACGCAGAGCCACCCAAACCCAGGGCCGACCUGGAGGCUGGCAAGCAGCUGCCACGCAUCUUCGGUGACAUCCCUCCAGAGCUUAUUGGGGUGCCACUGGAAGACAUCGAUCCUUUUUACUUCAAGAACCAGAGGACUUUUAUAGUACUUAACAAAGGGAAGGCCAUCUUCAGAUUCAGUGCCACAUCUGCACUUUACAUAUUUAGUCCAUUUCACUUCAUCAGAACAAUCGCCAUAAAAAUUUUAGUCCAUUCAUUGUUCAGCCUGUUCAUAAUGUUCACUAUUCUGACCAACUGUUUCUUCAUGGCCAUGUCUGAUCCGGCACUAUGGACCAAGUACCUGGAAUAUACUUUUACUGCCAUUUACACUUUUGAGUCAGCGAUAAAGAUAUUUGCGCGAGGAUUCUGUAUAGUGCCGUUCACCUUCUUGAGAGACCCAUGGAACUGGCUGGACUUCAGCGUCAUUGUCAUGGCAUAUGUGACAGAGUUUGUAGACCUUGGAAAUGUCUCUGCACUAAGAACCUUCAGAGUGCUACGAGCCCUGAAAACCAUCUCAGUUAUCCCAGGUCUGAAGACUAUUGUCGGUGCUCUGAUCCAGUCUGUGAAGAAGCUAGCAGACGUGAUGAUCCUGACUGUCUUCUGUCUCAGCGUGUUCGCCCUCAUCGGCCUGCAGCUUUUCAUGGGGCUCCUGCGACAAAAGUGCAUCCGCAGUCUGGCACACUGCGUGAACUCUUCCUACAGCCACAAUGCAUCUUUCAUCUGCAACAACAGAACCUGGAGCUCCAGGGCGGACUUCCUCAGCAGCGAAGAUAAUUUUUACAAAGUUGAAGGAGCAAAGGAUGCCUUAAUAUGUGGAUAUGGCAAUGAUGCAGGAUGGAAGUUUCUGAGGCAGGCUGUGGAGACGGGCAAGAUAUUAAGCAGGAAAUGUCCCGAUGGAUUUGACUGCCUGAAAGUAGGACGAAAUCCAAACUAUGGCUACACCAGUUUCGAUACCUUUGGCUGGGCUUUUCUGGCCCUUUUCCGUCUCAUGACACAAGACUACUGGGAGAAACUGUUUCACCAGACUCUGCGCUCAGCGGGGAAAGCCUACAUGGUUUUCUUUGUGCUGGUAAUCUUCCUGGGCUCCUUCUACCUGGUCAACCUGAUCCUGGCUGUAGUGGCCAUGGCCUAUGAGGAGCAGAAUCAGGCAACCAUCGCUGAGGCCUGGCAGAAAGAGAGGGAGUUUCAGCUGGCUAUGGAGCACCUCCGCAGAGAGCAAAGAUUGGCAGCAAAAAGACAAGCGCAGGAGACAGACUCCGUGUUGUCCCCAGAGUUGUCUCCAUUCUGUCUGAAGACAGGCAGCAUACGGCGAAGCAGCAGCAGAAGGAGGAGAUCUCACAGGACAUUAUCAGAAGAAACAGCAGAGGAAGCUGCUGAAGAGAAGUUUGACCCACUGGAUGAGCCAAUGCCUCCUGUUUCUCCCCUGCCGGUCCACCCUCUGCUGGCCACACUCUCCUCUCACCCCCUUAGCACCAGGAGAGGAAGCCAGAUCAGCAUCUUCAGCUCAUUCCGGGCACGCAACAACUCGGAGGCUGACUUUGGGGAUGAUGAGUACAGCAUUCAUGGGGACGUCUUCAGAAGUCGCACCAGUUCAACGGCAACACCCUGGAAGAGGAGGACGGGCAGUGUGCGGAGCCACUGCUCCCAAGUCUUCACCCCCAGCCUCAAUAUAAACGGCCGACUCAACAUUUCCCUCGACCAGAAUGGAGUCACAACAGUGGGCCUGCACACCCCUACCUCCAUGCCUGCUCACAGCAUGGAGAGGAUCAAGGAAGACACAAUACCCACCAAUGCAGAAGACACAGUUCCCAGAUGUCUCCUUCAGCCUUCCCCAACAGUGACAGAGCCUCCUCCUGUGCACAGGAAAAGAGGGCUGAGCUCUGUCAGCUUCCUGAGCGAUGCAAUGGAUGAGCUGGAGGAAUCGAGGCAAAAGUGCCAUCCCUGCUGGUACACAUUCGCCAAGAAGUACCUGAUAUGGGACUGCUGCCCCUGGUGGCUGAAGAUGAAGGAGUGGGUGAAGUUUAUGGUGAUGGAUCCUUUCCUGGAUCUGGGUAUCACUAUAUGCAUUGUGCUGAACACCCUCUUCAUGGCCCUGGAGCACUAUCCCAUGACUGAUGAGUUCAACACGAUGCUCUCAGUAGGCAAUCUGGUGUUCACAGGGAUCUUUACAGCUGAGAUGGUGUUCAAGCUGAUUGCCAUGGACCCUUACUACUACUUCCAACAGGGCUGGAACAUCUUUGAUGGCGUCAUUGUUUGCCUCAGUCUGAUGGAGUUGGGUCUCUCCAACGUAGAGGGGCUGUCUGUCCUACGCUCCUUCAGACUGUUACGAGUCUUCAAACUGGCCAAGUCCUGGCCCACUCUCAACACUCUCAUCAAGAUCAUCGGUAACUCAGUGGGCGCCCUGGGAAACCUGACGCUGGUGUUGGCCAUCAUCGUCUUCAUCUUCGCUGUAGUGGGCAUGCAGCUGUUUGGCAAAAACUACCAGGACUGUGUGUGUAAGAUCUCCAAUGACUGUCAGCUGCCUCGCUGGCACAUGAAGGACUUCUUCCACUCCUUCCUGAUCGUGUUCAGGGUGCUGUGCGGCGAGUGGAUUGAGACCAUGUGGGAUUGUAUGGAAGUGGCCGGGCAGCCCCUCUGCAUCCUGGUGUUCAUGUUGGUCAUGGUCAUAGGCAACUUGGUGGUGCUGAAUCUCUUCCUGGCCCUGCUGCUCAGCUCCUUCAGCUCCGACAACCUCUCCGCUCCAGAUGAAGAUGGCGAUUUGAAUAACAUCCAGAUCGCCAUCGCCCGCAUUCAGAAUGGCACCUCCUGGUUCAUCACAAACAUCAUCGACCUCUUCAACCGCAGCGAGAAACGCCGGCGGCAGAAGGCCAAGGAAGUCAGUCAGGCUUCUAUCAAACUGGUUAGCAAUCAUGUGGAAAGCAAUGGGGGAAUUUUUGGAUGCUAUGGAGAGAAGAACAUCAUACCAGAGGAGGACAGCUACAUGACCAACCCCAACCUGACUGUUAUCGUUCCCAUCGCACCUGGAGAGUCAGAUGUGGAGUUUCUGGAGGAGGAGGAGAUUUCUGAGUCGUCAGAGGAUGAAGAAAAAGAGAAUAUCAGCCUGUCAGAGGGAAGCACGGUGGAUCUAAGGAAGCCUGGAGAUGAGAUGGGCUAUUUAUUUGAGCUGGAUGAAGAGAGUAUGGAGCCGGAGGAAUGCUUCCCAGAAUUGUGCAUGAGGCACUGUCAGUGCUGCGAUGUGGACACUAGCCGCGGUCUGGGACAGGCCUGGUGGAGACUGAGGAAGACCUGCUACCAGAUUGUGGAGCACAGCUGGUUUGAGACCUUCAUCAUUUUCAUGAUCCUGCUCAGCAGCGGGGCUCUGGCCUUUGAAGACAUCUACAUUGAGAAGAGAAAAGUCGUAAAAGUGGUGUUGGAGUAUGCCGACAAGGUCUUCUCCUACAUCUUUGUGCUGGAGAUGUUCCUCAAGUGGAUCGCAUACGGCUUCAAGAAGUACUUCACCAACUACUGGUGCUGGCUCGACUUUCUCAUCGUGGACGUCUCCUUGAUAAGCCUGGUAGCAAACUCAUUGGGAUAUUCAGACUUUGCUGCUAUCAAGUCCCUGAGGACCCUCCGGGCUUUGAGACCUCUCAGAGCUCUGUCCAGAUUUGAGGGCAUGAGGGUGGUUGUGAACGCUCUCAUAGGCGCCAUCCCCUCCAUCAUGAAUGUGCUGCUUGUGUGUCUCAUCUUCUGGCUCAUCUUCAGCAUCAUGGGAGUCAACCUGUUCGCUGGCAAGUUCGGGAAGUGCGUGAACAAAACGGGCUUCAUCCACAGUAUCUCUAUAGUCAACAACAAGUCAGAGUGCCUCUCCAUGAACGACACCCAGUUCUACUGGACAAAAGUGAAGGUCAACUUUGACAAUGUUGGCCUCGGCUACCUUUCCCUUCUGCAAGUGGCUACAUUCAAAGGAUGGAUGGAAAUAAUGCAUGCAGCUGUUGACUCAAGAGGAGUGGAGGAGCAGCCCAUCAGAGAAAUCAACCUCUACAUGUACCUUUACUUCGUCGUCUUCAUCAUAUUCGGCUCCUUCUUCACCCUCAAUCUCUUCAUCGGUGUCAUUAUUGACAAUUUCAAUCAGCAGAAAAGAAAGUUAGGUGGUCAGGAUAUCUUCAUGACUGAAGAACAAAAGAAGUACUAUAAUGCUAUGAAGAAGUUAGGAUCUAAAAAGCCUCAAAAGCCGAUACCAAGGCCUGCGAACAUUCUCCAAGCCUUCUUCUUUGAUCUUGUGUCAGAGCAAGCCUUUGACAUCAUGAUCAUGAUGCUCAUCAUCCUCAACAUGGUGACCAUGAUGGUAGAAACAGAUGAGCAGUCGGAGCGCAUGGAGACCAUCCUCAACAAGAUCAACCUGGUCUUCAUUGUGAUCUUCACCACCGAAUGCCUGAUCAAGAUCUUUGCCCUCCGCUGUUAUUUCUUUACAGUUGCAUGGAACAUCUUUGAUUUCGUGGUGAUAAUUCUCUCCAUUGUGGGGAUUGUUCUUGCAGACAUCAUUGAGAAGUACUUUGUGUCUCCGACCCUGUUUCGAGUCAUCAGACUGGCAAGGAUAGGGCGUGUACUUCGACUCAUACGUGCAGCCAAAGGAAUAAGGACUUUACUGUUUGCCUUAAUGAUGUCCAUGCCUGCACUGUUCAACAUUGGCCUCCUGCUUUUCCUCGUCAUGUUCAUCUAUGCUAUCUUCGGUAUGGCGAACUUUGCCUACGUGAAAAAACAAGACGGGAUUGAUGACAUGUUUAACUUUGAGACCUUCGGGAACAGUAUGAUCUGCCUUUUUCAGAUCAGCACCUCGGCAGGCUGGGACAACCUCCUGAGCCCUAUAAUGGCCAGCUCCCCAGAGGAGUGCGAUGCAAACUUUGUCAAUACUGGCACUAAUACUCGGGGGAACUGUGGCAGCCCCUCAAUGGGCAUAGCUUUCUUUGUUAGUUACAUAAUCAUUUCCUUCCUCAUUGUGGUAAAUAUGUACAUAGCAAUAAUUCUGGAGAACUUCAGCGUUGCCACAGAGGAGAGUACAGAACCACUGAGCGAGGAUGACUUUGAGAUGUUUUAUGAGGUUUGGGAGAAGUUUGAUUCUGAGGCCACACAGUUCAUUGAGUUUUCCAUGCUGUCGAGCUUUGCUGACACUCUGUCGGAGCCGCUGCGCAUUGCCAAGCCCAACAAGAUCAAGCUGAUCGCCAUGGAUCUUCCCAUGGUCAGCGGGGAUAGGAUCCACUGUCUGGAUAUCCUAUUUGCCUUCACAAAGCGGGUCCUGGGAGAGUCAGGUGAGAUGGAUGCUCUCAAGCAGCAAAUGGAGGAGAAGUUCAUGAUGGCUAACCCCUCUAAGAUUUCCCAUGAGCCCAUCACUUCCACACUGCGCCGCAAACUGGAGGAGGUGUCCGCCAUCAUCAUUCAGAGGUGUUAUAGGAGGCAUCUGGUCCGCCGGCAAGUGAAGCAGGCAUCCUACCUCUACAGACAAAUAAACUAUGAGACUGUAGUGGAUGUGGAGAAUGCUCCGGAGACGGAGGGGCUGAUAGCCUCUAUGAUACAUCACUAUGGACCUGUAGGGAUGGAGGAUGAACAGACAGCAGAGGCCACCCUACUGUCCUCACCACCAUCUUAUGACAGUGUGACCAGGGCAGCCAGUGACCUCUCUGAGGUCUUCAGAUCAAUAUCCAGAGACUCUGAACUCGGGGAACCUGGUGAAAACUAUGAGGAAACUUUUCUUUGAGACUUGAUUGUGUGGAGUGUGUUUGUGUGGUUUUUGUUUGUUUUGUUUACAGCAGAGAAUAUAGCUCAAAAUCACUCAUGGUCAAAGAGAUGAACUUUUUUUUAUAUGUAUUAGCAGAUGCCGAAGAAUUAUACAAUAUAUUUAAUUAACUCACAGCCUCAGUUUAAAUUGAACAACUCAAAAGUCAGUUUUGUUUGAUACACAGUCACAAGCUCCAUGGAGGAGGAGGAGGGCUCGGAAGUUAAACUUGUCCUCACACCAUCUUAAAAAUUAACAGUUGACAGAUUUUACAACAUCAAUUCACUGAAUAUUUUUAAUAACAGCAUAUAAAACAUGACUAGCACGUUACCUACAUUCACUCAAAACGUCACGUGGUCUGCAGUUUGUUUCACACAUCAGGAAACAUCAGACAUCAAUUUCACUACAAGAAACUUUGCUGAAUGUUAAAUUCUUAUUCAUAAUUUUCAUUUAAAAUUUUAAAUUUGCUGCACAAUAUUUGUAAGGAGUGUUUUUUCAGACAUUAUACUACUGUUAGAUAAGCACUUGCAUAGUGUUUCAUAGGACCAAUGGUCAUCUUCUUAGUGGUGUCCAGUCAUUUUGCCGCUACAAAAAUGUUGAAUGUUUUAAGCUCGAUAGCUGGCUAACAAAAUAGCUAAUUUGCUACAUUCACUAAAAUUAUUUUUAACAGGUGAGUUUAUAUUAAUCUAUUUUUGUACAUGUACAAAGAAAUUUGUAUCUGGAGCAAAAAAUAUUACACCUUGAGGCUGAGGACAGGAGGAACACUAUAGAGACAAAUACUAAUUGACCAAGGCAGCAGAAAGAAAGAAAGAAAGAAAGACCCUUUUUUCAAGUUUGUAACAGCAGAUUCAAUCAGAUAAUAUAAUUACUAACCUGUUUUUAUGACAGAAAAUAUUUAUGAAAAAAUAUAUUUGUAAAAGAAAGUUCUGCAGCCACAUUUUCUAUUCUUUCUAUUCACAUUUUCACUACAAGUGCUCAGGGGUUUGAAACACUUUUACAGCUGUGUGAUUGUCUGGUUUGAUUGUCUUGGCUCAUAAACCAACAGACAAACAAAUUAAGAGCAGACUGAGAAUACUGAGUGUGUGAAUGAUGACCAGCACACAGUUCCCACCAAACAUGCCCAUAAAGCUACACACUAUAUGAGCAACUAGCGCUAACACGAGGAGUAAAGUAGCAUUCAUGAUGUAGUUUUCAGGUAUUAUCGAUAUGAUUUAAACCAAAGCUCAAUUCCUCAUAAAUGUCCCAACUGAAAUAGGAAAUUAACGGGAAAAAAUCUAAAUUAAGGAAAAAUAUAUAUGCCAAAGUAAGUCAAAAUCAUAAAUUAACAAUAAUUUCUAAUGUUUGUGUUUUUUUAAUUUUAAUUAUGAGCAGUGUGAUCAGUGAAAUAAUUCCUUGAUAUGCACUUUGAUUGAAAGUAGGUGCUGUAAGUGAUGAUAGAGACAUGGCUCCUGGUUAGAAUAGCAUUAGGUGUGUUGAUUUCAUUGCACAACAGCAUGGAAAAAAGCACAAUUUCUUGAAAUGAUGUUAUUCAAUACUACUAAUAUGAAGAAAUAUACUGCAAUGUUUGUUAUUUGAAAAAGUACAAUUUCCAAUCAUUUUGUCAAACAUGGCACAUUAUGAGUUUAAUGUGUGUGUCGAUUACAAAGAAGGGCUGUGUGUUCUCAUAAUCCCUGAAUUAUGUGCCUGAUUUUGAUUGUCGUCCGCACACUUCUCUGAAUCUCUUUAGACCAUUUAAUUUGAUCUGAUGGAUGUGGAUUGGAAGAGCAUGAAUGCACUGAAAGCUCAUUUUGUAAUUAACUGUGUAAAGCGCUUUGAGGCUGUAC